AUGGCCGUCAACGCAGUUCCCCAAGACCGAGAUCUCCUCAAGCCAUACUUCUCUUCGAACGACGCCCACAAAGACCCACCACACCUCCAGGCCACGAUCAAAGCCCUCGGACUGAUCUCACACCCCGAAGGAGGCUAUUUCGUGGAAACCGACCGAGACCCUCUCAUCAUCCCCAACCCCCUCCCGAAAUCCUCUUCUCCUUCUUCUCAAGCAGACUCGACUCGAAAUGCCAGCACGACAAUUCACUACCUCCUGACACCUUCCUCUCCCUUGGGAACUUGGCACCGCAAUAAAGCUCGAAUCAUCCAUACGCUUCACCGAGGUCGUGGAAGGUAUGCGAUCAUUCAUGCGGAUGAGGAGAAACGCUGGGUCAAGAAGGCGAGGAUCGAAGUGUUUACUGUUGGACAGGAUGUUGUGAAGGGAGAGAAGUUGCAGUGGAUCGUGGAGGGAGGCAAGUAUAAGACUAGUUUUCUUUUGCCGGAUGAUGAGGAGGGUGGGAGUGAGGGAUUGCUGAUCAGUGAGACUGUGGUGCCUGGGUUCGAAUACACUGAUCAUGACUUCAUGACACGAGAGCGGCUUCAAGCUCUGGUCACUCAGGACGAGGCCAAGCUGUUGGACUGGAUGCUCAAGAAGGGAUGA
Molecule: messenger RNA, 639 nt
Organism: Sphaerulina musiva SO2202
Lineage: Eukaryota; Fungi; Ascomycota; Dothideomycetes; Mycosphaerellales; Mycosphaerellaceae
Product: Cupin_5-domain-containing protein
Exons: 4
Coding region: 1-639 (212 amino acids)
Cellular component (GO): intracellular anatomical structure
Source: RefSeq, a predicted model, not a curated record